Messenger RNA from Phragmites australis (common reed), 1454 nucleotides. Its product is annotated as myb-related protein 306-like. NCBI's taxonomy places the organism in Eukaryota, Viridiplantae, Streptophyta, Magnoliopsida, Poales, Poaceae. The record is from RefSeq and is a predicted model, not a curated record. The transcript is spliced from 3 exons. The coding region runs from base 199 to 1074 and encodes 291 amino acids. Gene Ontology annotation, biological process: response to auxin.
CCAGAGCGGGGGACCGACCCCGUCGUCUCGCCUCACCGUCCUGUUUGGACAUCUCGCGCAAUUCACCACCCGGGUAAGUGAAGGGGGGAGUGAGAGAGGAGAGAGGAGCCAAGCCAGGAGUCAAAUCUUCUGAUCCGAGCGCACGCAAGGCCAGAGCUGCUGAGGAGUGAGGAGGAGGACGAGAGCGGGGGACGAGGCAUGGGGAGGCCGCCGUGCUGCGAGAAGGGCGGGGUGAAGAAGGGGCCGUGGACGCCGGAGGAGGACCUCGUUCUCGUCUCCUACGUGCAGGAGCACGGGCCCGGGAACUGGCGCGCCGUGCCCACCAACACCGGGCUGAUGCGGUGCAGCAAGAGCUGCCGGCUCCGGUGGACGAACUACCUCCGCCCCGGGAUCAAGCGCGGCAACUUCACCGACCAGGAGGAGAAGCUCAUCGUCCACCUCCAGGCCCUGCUCGGCAACCGGUGGGCCGCGAUUGCGUCGUACCUCCCGGAGCGGACAGACAACGACAUCAAGAACUACUGGAACACGCACCUCAAGAAGAAGCUCGACAAGAUGGGCGCCGGGGAAGGCGGCGGCGAAGGCGCCGAGGUGAAGAGCAGGUCUGCGGCGCCCAAGGGGCAGUGGGAGCGGCGGCUGCAGACGGACAUCCACACCGCGCGCCAGGCGCUCCGGGAGGCGCUGUCCCUGGAUCACCCCUCGCUGCCGUCCUCCAAGCCGCAGCCGCAGCCACCGGCGCCCACGGGGCAGGCGACGUACGCGUCCAGCACCGACAACAUCGCGCGGCUGCUGGAGGGGUGGAUGCGGCCCGGCGCCGGCGGGAAGACGUCCUCCGGGUCGAGGUGGUCAGCGUCAGUGGUCUCCGGCGGCGAGGGCGCGUCGGCGAGCCACAGCGGCACGGCGCCGACGCCGGAGGGAUCAACCGGGACGAGCUGCAAGGCGGACGUCGACGGCAGUGCGGCUGUCCCAGGGCCGGCGUUCUCGAUGCUGGAGAGCUGGCUGCUGGACGACGGCAUGGGGCACGGCGAGGCGGGGCUCAUGGGCGUGCCGCUGGCCGACCCUUGUGAGUUCUUCUAGAGAGCAGAAAAAAAAAUCGACUAGGCUGGAAGAAGAAAGAAGCCAGGAACUCGAAGCCCUGGAAAUCUAGAUCCGUCGAUGCAAAGCUGGUGUCGAUCUAAGUUUAGCUGGAUAAUCUAGUUCCUUGCUUCUUUUUUUUUUUGGGUUUUUGGUCUUAGGGUUUGGAACUGAUCAUGUAUACUAAUCCAUAGAUAACUGGUGGAUCGAUGGUGAUGUAGUAGUAGUAGUCAGUCCUGAAGUGGAUGAUGAUGAUGAUCCAUGAUGUGCAUGCAGGGAAACCAAAUAAUUGUACAUCCUAAGAGCAAUAAUCCGUAUAGAACUUAUAUGUCCUUGUGUUUUGAAUUUCUGUUGGUUUUCUAAAUAGAAGAGUAAUAUGAACU